AUGACUAAACAAUGUUAUGGUAAAGAAUGUAAAGUGUGCUCUCGUCCUUUUACAAUUUUCCGAUGGCUUCCUGGUGCUGGAAUGAGAUAUAAAAAAACAGAAAUAUGUCAAACCUGUGCAAAAUUAAAAAAUGUCUGUCAAACAUGUUUAUUGGAUUUACAAUAUAAUCUUCCAGUUCAAGUUCGUGAUACUGCUCUUAAUGUUACUAAUGAUGCGCCUAGAUCUGAUAUUAACAGAGAGUACUUUGCACAAAAUAUUGAAGGAAAGAUUUCGGGUCCAGAAAGCCUUAUAAAUUAUGGAAAGGCUGAUUCAGCAGGAAAAGACAUGCUAAAAAAAUUAGCUAGAACAGAACCUUAUUACAAACGAAAUAGACCACAUAUUUGUUCAUUUUAUGUUAAAGGAAACUGCACACGUGGCGACGAAUGUCCUUACAGGCAUGAAAUACCCGAAGAAAAUGAGUUGUCACAUCAAAACAUUAAAGAUAGAUAUUAUGGAACCAAUGAUCCAGUUGCCAAGAAAAUGCUUAAUCGGGUAAAAGGUGGUGGUGGAAUAGAAGAUGACAUUACAGAAUCAGAUCUAAGGGGGCAUUUUUAUGCUUUUGGAGAAAUCAAAUCAGUUGUAGUUGUACAUAAAUCAAAAUGUGCAUUUGUUAAUUAUGCAACCAGGGCUUCAGCUGAACAAGCAGUAGAAAAAUCACAUAAUAAUUUAAAUAUUAAAGACCAUGAUUUGAAAAUAUCUUGGGGUAGACCAAGACCUACAGGGCCUAAAUCAGAAAUAGAAGCAGUUACUGUAUCUCAAGGGCUUAUUCUGCCGCCACUUGAAUCAAUACAAAUUCCAGCACCACCUAGUCAAACUGCAGCUGGUAUCGUAUAUCCAAGUCAAGAUCCAACUUACCAGGGUUCGACAAAUAAAAGUUAG
Messenger RNA from Entrophospora sp. SA101, 918 nucleotides. The record is from the annotation of a GenBank genome assembly. NCBI's taxonomy places the organism in Eukaryota, Fungi, Glomeromycota, Glomeromycetes, Entrophosporales, Entrophosporaceae.